Ricinus communis (castor bean) is the source of this 2208-nucleotide messenger RNA. RefSeq names its product CTL-like protein DDB_G0274487. Bases 507 to 2000 code for a protein of 497 amino acids. Lineage: Eukaryota; Viridiplantae; Streptophyta; Magnoliopsida; Malpighiales; Euphorbiaceae. The transcript has 7 exons. Gene Ontology annotation, biological process: transmembrane transport. The record is from RefSeq and is a predicted model, not a curated record. Gene Ontology annotation, cellular component: membrane. Gene Ontology annotation, molecular function: transmembrane transporter activity.
CUUUUGAAUCUUGUGAUGGUAAAUCCUUUUUACUAAAAACCUGAACUCAUGUCAACGCAAAAAUGGUGGAAUGGAUCAUGAUUACUUGCAGUAUAAUGCUGUAGAUAUGCAUUGGAACAUGACAUCAUUACUAGAAUCAAAAAGCAAACGGGUCAUGACAGCCCAAACCAGCAACCCUAUUGUCGAAUCAAACGCGCCCACAACACAACUCUUCCUCUGGUGGCCGUUUUCAGUUUCAGUUUUAGUUUCCCCUCCAUUUUUCUGUCAAACCUUCUUCAAAAUUAUAUCCUUUUCUUUUCUUUAAGAAAAACCCUAACAACUUCCAUUGACCAUUCUCUGUCUCUCUCUCUGUCUUCACAUUCAAAACUCAAGUUUACACGCAUAAUAAGCGUUCUUUCUCUCUCUGUUUACUUUGACAAAUAUGUUCUCGUGCGCCAGUCCAAAUGAAAAAUGAGAGUGCUUUGAUCAAUUAAUUCGCUGAUUUCUGUUUAAUUUAUACAUUAACCAUGAGUGGUUCUCAAAGCUCUACCUCCGACUCCGAUUCCAUCGCAGCCGUUGAUCAGAAUGUAAGAAGGAGUCAAAGAAGUGACACUGCAGGUCAAGCGCUGGCUCCUGACUUACCGCGACGCUGGCAUGAUGUUUUCUGGUUAGGGAUUUUCUUGCUUCACUUGAUCGGUUUGGGGAUUGCCCUUGCAAUUCUUGGACUUAAUAGGUUUAAGAAAUCAGAUAGGUUUAAAAUUGAUAGAUUCACUACUGGAUCUUCAGGGAGUAAUAGGGGAUUAACUGAGGAUUAUUGGCCAAUGUAUGCUCUUGCUGGUGGUGUUGGGACUGUACUUGGAUGGACUUGGUUGUUAUUGCUUGGUUCUCGUGCCAAUCAGAUGAUGAAGAUCUCUGUUCAUAUUUUGACUACUUAUCUUGCUGUUAUUAGUGUUUUGUGUUUCUGGUGCGAGCAGUUUUUUUGGGGUGUUGCAUUUGCAAUUGGCGCUGCAUUGCAGUUUUUGUAUGUCAUUUCUGUCAUAGAAAGACUUCCAUUUACCAUGUUGGUGCUGCAAAAAGCAGUGAAGAUGGUAUGGAGUCUUCCUGAAGUUAUGAGAGUUGCAUAUGCGUUCAUGCUGGUUAUGCUUUUGUGGAUGGCAAUAUGGUCUUUUGGAGCAGCUGGUGUUGUGGCUUCAAGCAUGGAAAAUGGUGGGCGCUGGUGGCUUCUUGUGGUUCUCUCAGUAAGCUUAUUUUGGACAGGUGCAGUUCUCUGUAAUACUGUACAUGUUAUAGUGUCUGGGAUGGUGUUCCUUGUUCUUAUUCAUGAUGGCCGUGAAGCAGCAUCAAUGCCUCCUAACCCAUUGCUGAAGUCUCUAAGAUAUGCUGUCACAACAUCUUUUGGCAGCAUCUGCUAUGGAUCACUCUUCACAGCUGCAAUUAGGACAUUGCGAUGGGAGAUCAGGGGAUUGCGGUCAAAGAUAGGCAAGAAUGAGUGCUUGCUUUGUUGUGUUGAUUUUCUGUUUCAUCUUGUGGAGACUCUUGUCCGUUUUUUCAACAAGUAUGCAUACGUUCAGAUAGCUGUUUAUGGAAAAAGUUUUAACCAUUCAGCUCGGGAUGCCUGGGAAUUAUUCCAAUCAACUGGAGUUGAAGCACUUGUUGCCUAUGAUUGUUCAGGUGCUGUUCUGCUGAUGGGAACAGUUUUGAGUGGACUAAUCACUGGAACUUGCUCAGGUGUUUGGACUCGUAUCAAAUGGAAUGACAGAGUAAUCAUGGUGGGAUCCACUGCAAUGUUGAUGGGAAUGGUGUUGGUUGGAGUGGCAAUGGUUGUGGUCGAGAGUGCUGUUACAUCUAUAUAUAUCUGCUAUGCGGAAGAUCCCUUAUUGAUUCACAGAUGGGAUGCUGAAUUCUUCAAUCAAUUAUCUGAGACUCUGCACCAGCGUCUACAGCACAGGAGCGCCCGUGCACGGGAAGUAGUGUCGAGCAAUCGAUUUGAUAUUCACAUACGAGAAAGUAUCCCCGUCUGAGAAGAAAUCAUAUUCACAUACAAGAAAAAUGUCCCUGUCUGAAAACUCAUUUGUGGUUUAGAGUAUACGCACUGUAUAAUUUACUGAACAUCAAGUUAUUGAUCCAAGUACCUGAAUCUUGUAUUUAGUUUGUUUUUUAUUUUUUUCUUUUGGACUUUUAAUACACAGAAAUGAAAAAUGGUAGAUGGUGAAAUCUCUUUUUUGUUCU